CUCAACUCCUUCACUGCUCUCCUUCCUGACAGGACGCGGCGUUGGAUCUCCGUCUUUAGGUCAUGAUGUUGUCUCCAUGUGUGGUGCUGAUUGUCCUUGCAGCAGCUGUGAGUGGCCAGUGGUCCAUUCCUAUGCGCCAAAAUCUUCUCCCGGCCCUGUUUCCCUCACACUUCAAGCAUUCCACAUUUAGGCCUUUACAUGAAGCCAAACCGAAGCGCACGUCAUCCACUAGCGCUGGAGCAGUGGUAUGGCUGGACGAAUGCUCUCCACGCCAAGCCUACAUCAACAGGAAGCAAGACGCUCAGCUACUGUGCAAGGCUGUGGUUCCUGCUGGCACUGAGGUCACCUGGUUCAAGAAUCAUCUGCCUCUGUUGCGUCCGGGAAAUGAGCAGGAGAGUCUGAUGGCACAGCAGAUUCAGCAGGAAGUAUACGAAGAGAUAACCAACGAGAUCAGUAUUCCCAUGGCGGGUCCUGCUCCAGUGGCUCCCUCAAGCUCAGCCUCCGCCGCCCGUCUCCUCGUCUCUCCUGUGGUGUUCAUCAACUGCGCUGCCGAGAAGGACGAGGGUGAAUAUAGUGUGGAGAUGAGGACGCCUUCAAAUAACGUGUACUUCAGAAACUUUACUCUCAGUCUCUUUGGCGUGGGGGAGGAGGGAAGCACGUGCCAGAUCCCGACCAGCCAGUUGGAGAAUCAGCCUCGCAUCUACUACCACUCUACCUGGGUCUGGGCCGUGGUGGGCGACUCUCUCACUCUCCCUUGCCGCGCCCAGGGUAGAAAUCUGGUGCACACUUGGUACGUGGACAACAUCUACGUGGGAAACACAAACAGUAACUACCAGGUGCUGCCCAACGGUGACUUGAUCAUCAGGACAGUGGGAAUGCAACCACCCACAAACGUCACGUGCCAGGUGUCAACCAGUGACGGGACUGGUCCCAUGGACACCGUAACCACCCCCAUCAGGAUUCGCUCCCCGUAAUGACACAUCAACUGGAAGCCCGACCACUCAGAGAACCACGCAGACGACCGUAUUUCAAGACUAUUUCGAGGCAUAACAACAACUUUCUCAACGUGUUGGUGCAAUUUUUACUUAUCUACCAUGAGAUCAUGACGUUAUUUAGAACAGUAGCCAUUAAAUUAUGCAGAUGAGAUUCCCAGUAAUAUUUUGCAAUGUUCGUAGUGAACCCAAAAGAAGUGCAUUGAUGAAUAAAUGAAGCAGCAUCUACGUAUUCCAUCUCUUAUAUCCACACAUGCACAAUUCAUUAAUGUAUAUGGAACCUUGAGCUCUUUUUCGGAAAUAUAUACUCAUGAUUGCACUCCA
Molecule: messenger RNA, 1316 nt
Organism: Portunus trituberculatus (swimming crab)
Lineage: Eukaryota; Metazoa; Arthropoda; Malacostraca; Decapoda; Portunidae
Exons: 9
Coding region: 63-974 (303 amino acids)
Source: RefSeq, a predicted model, not a curated record